Molecule: messenger RNA, 985 nt
Organism: Mastomys coucha (southern multimammate mouse)
Lineage: Eukaryota; Metazoa; Chordata; Mammalia; Rodentia; Muridae
Gene: Cimap3
Product: primary cilia formation
Exons: 7
Coding region: 192-815 (207 amino acids)
Biological process (GO): regulation of cell projection organization
Cellular component (GO): ciliary basal body
Molecular function (GO): cytoskeletal protein binding
Source: RefSeq, a predicted model, not a curated record
CUCUUAUGCCAGCUGAAGUGUCUAAAUUAGAACAACAACCUGACAAGACCAAAGAGAACAAACCCAUACGACGGAAUGAUCAUUUUGCCCUUUGGGACAUCACUCAUGGAUGUGCUUCAGCAGAAUAGGUGAGGAGAGUAGCAGAGGACUAAGGAGCAGACAGCAACAGAAGGGUAAGAAGAGCAGGAGAGAUGAACACGGAGGAAGUACCGCUUGCUCCCCCGCUCCGUGGAGUUACACCUGCUUUACUAUGGAAGGUGAAUAAUUACUCCUUUGGAACACGUCAAACGAGGAAAAUGUUUCCUCACUACCAUCCUCCAACCUGGCUGGGGAACACGUAUCUCCCUCUUAGGGGGUUUCCCCACACAGGCCCUGGGUGUUAUGCAGCAGCAACAGAUUGGAAUGGCUUGGCAUAUAACCUAUCGAAAGUCCCAACCAGUACAAAAGGCUAUGCCAUUGGAGCCAGGACAGCUGUGAGGUUUAAGCCAGUCAGCAAGGAUGUGACACCAUACCCAGGAAUGUAUCAGAAAGUUGAUACUUUGAGUGAAAAAACAAAAAAAAGCUUUGCCCCAUUUAAUGUUUUGAUGCCUCGAUUUCAGAGUGAACCAAAGGGUGAUUCUUACCCUGGCCCUGGCACAUACAAUCCAGAGAUGAAGUCAAUCCCAAAAGUUACUUGGCCAAUGAAAUUUGGAUCUCCAGACUGGUCUCAGGUACCAUGUCUAGAGAAAAGGACUCUAAAAGCUGAGCUGUCUACAGACAAGGACUUUAGAAAGCACCGUAACCGCGUGGCCUACUUUAGCCUGUAUUACAAAUAAACAAUAAGCACUGUCUUCAUGUGCUCUCCUGACCACAGAGUCUCCAGAACUGAGGACAUAAUUGCUCUUGUAUUUCUGUGUUCCUGGGCCCUCUUGUCUGCCCAUUUGGUGUCCAGGGAGGGACAAGGGUCUCAUGGUCACCCUCCAAAUACAUAAAGGCUAGUCCAGAA